AUGGUACUUAGCUUGGAUAUCAACACGCGAGCGACGUCGCCUCAAUGUGCUAUCAACUACGUACUACGUUGGGAUCAUCGAGGCUCGCCGCACUUCACCACCGAGAUCGAGGGUCUGACUAUCCACUUCAUCCACCAGAAGUCGAACAAGGCUGACGCGAUUCCGUUGUUGAUGUGCCAUGGUUGGCCGGGAAGCUUCUAUGAGUUUAGCCAGGUAAUCAAUCCGUUGUCGAGUGGUGCGGAUGGGAAGUCGAGCUUUCAUUGUGUGGUUCCGAGUCUGCCGGGAUUCGGGUGGUCGAGCGGUCCACCCAAAGGCUGGACUUUGCAGCAGACGGCGAGGGUGUUCCAUACCUUGAUGCAGCGGUUGGGAUACAAAGACUUUGUGUUCCAAGGCGGAGAUUGGGCACAUUGGAUCGGCCGCGAACUCGGCGCAAACUACAGCGACUCCUGCAAAGUUGUCCACUUCAACUUCGCGCCGGCGCCGCUGCCAGAAGGCGUCGAGCUCACCGACCGCGAGAAGGAAGUCGCAGGUCGUGUUGACGACUGGCUCGAGAACCACAUGGGGUAUGCGAUCAUGAUGCGGACCAGGCCACAUACUAUCGGGUGGAUGUGUCAGGAUAACCCGGUUGCAAUUAUGGUGUGGCUGGGUGAGAAGUACAACGAAGCCGCAGCCCCCCAAAACCAAGACUCCGACUCCUGGCGCACACACAUCCUCACCACUGCCUCGAUCUACUAUUUCAGCAACUGCGUCAUGACCUCAUCGCUGCCCUACUACGAGAACGUGCGCCACGAGAACUUUUCAGAAUUCGCAAUGAAGCCCCAGAACCGCAUCAAGGCCCCAUUCGGCUACACAAGCUUUUACUGGGACACGGAACCCUCGAGUAAGAGAGCCGUGGAAAGGACGGGGAACCUGGUCUUCUAUCGUGAGCGGAAUGACGGGGGCCAUUUCGCUUGCUUGGAGAGUCACGAUGGGGUUUGUGAGGAUCGGAGGGAGAUUGUGGGGAAGUACUGGAAACCGUAG
Cyphellophora attinorum is the source of this 1020-nucleotide messenger RNA. Its product is annotated as putative epoxide hydrolase. The record is from RefSeq and is a predicted model, not a curated record. Gene Ontology annotation, molecular function: epoxide hydrolase activity. The coding region runs from base 1 to 1020 and encodes 339 amino acids. Gene Ontology annotation, biological process: epoxide metabolic process. The transcript is spliced from 3 exons. Lineage: Eukaryota; Fungi; Ascomycota; Eurotiomycetes; Chaetothyriales; Cyphellophoraceae.